AUGAAUUAAGGCGGAUCAAACGAAUUAUUGACAUUGAAAAGAGAGAAGUUUAGAGUCUAAAUAAGACACUAAAAACUAACAGAGGAGUUUAAGAAAAAAAGGAGGUUUUAUAAUUAUGAAUAGACAAAAAAUGAUUUUCUACAUAAGGUUUGUGAUGAACUUGCUAAAUACCAAUUUAAAGAGUAGUUAGUUGAAGAAGAUCUUAAUAAUAUUAAGUUAUUACUGAAAGUACUCUAGAAAGCCUUAGAGGAUGAAUAAAAUAUUGAUUAUUGGGUGACUGAAAAUAUAGUAAAAAAAUUUAGAUUUCUUAUUAAUCUCUCUAAAGCGGAUAGUGAAUUUCAAGAAAUCAAUGCAACUCUCAUUCAAAGUGUUUUCUACUAUCUAAACAGAGAAGAUUAUUAAAGAUUUGCAGAAUUAGAUGAUAUUCAACUAUUGGAAUACCUAAAGAACAAUAUUAAAGAAGAGAUACUAGAAAUCUUUCCUUAAACUUUAAAUUGCAUCUAUUUUCUUGCCUAAGAAAAAUAGACUUAUAGAGAUUUUAUCAUCCAAAAUGAUUUUGAAUUUUUAGCAUAAUUAAUGGUCCUUGACCCUUUUAGACAAUUUUCUGAAGUUAUCUUAGCCUUGAUAGGAUCAGCCUUUACAUUUUGUUAGGAUAUAAAUAUUGAAAACAUAAAAUCGAUUAAAGAAUACGUGAUCAAGUCCUAUUUUGAUGAAAAUUAAGCCAUAAAAAGACUAGCCUUAGAAAUUUUGGAGGAAAUCCCUUCGAAAUUAUCAUUCGAGACUAAUUAUUCAUUUGCGGAUGAGAUCAUUUCUUCCCCUAUGUUCUUAAAGAUAUAUGAUGCUGCUUUAAAAACUAGUUAUGACUUUUUGGCUUUAAAAGUUGUGAUUAUUUAUUUUGGGAUAAGUGAUAAAUUCUUCGAUAAAGAACUCACUAUCUAUAAGAAAGUAGUAAAUUCAAAUCUGCAAUCACAAGACCUCAACAAAGCAUUAAGAAUCUAAUUAUUUUGGGCUAUUUCCAAUAAAAUCCAUAAUAAUGAAUUUUUGGUUAAAUUAUUAGACUCUAAGUUAUUGGAGGAAAUAUUUGAACAGUGUUUUGAAUUGUCAGACAAUGAGGCUCUUGAAUUCUCUUAUGUUAUUUUGAAUCUAUCCAUUUUAUCUAAUGAAGAAUAGCUAUCAAAAUUAAUUAAAAUAGGAUUGUUUAAUAUAUGCAAUCAUUUCUUUUCAAUGGAAGCACGAUCUAUAAAGAUUGAAGAACAUACCCUCAAAGCUUUAAUUAAUAUACUACACAAGUUAUCUGAUUGUUAGGAUAUUAACAAUGAACUAGUAUUACCAUUCUCAUCAGUUAUAAAAAUGCUUGAAAUGACUGGAAUUGUUAACAAAGUAAAGGAAAGCAAAGGUGAUGAUAAAUUAAUCCAGGAUUUUGAUGUUUAUUUUUGA
Messenger RNA from Paramecium tetraurelia, 1437 nucleotides. RefSeq lists its product as uncharacterized. The record is from RefSeq and is a predicted model, not a curated record. NCBI's taxonomy places the organism in Eukaryota, Ciliophora, Oligohymenophorea, Peniculida, Parameciidae. The transcript has 4 exons.